CCACGUGACAGAAAAUGGCGACCUCCUGUUCAUCGCAAUCAGUGAAAUAAAAAGUUGACAAAACUUCACCUAUAACUGUUACCCGACUCUUAAAACAAAUCACAGGGAGAUGUCGUUAAAACCAAGAAAAGUAGACUUUGAUACAACAUGGUGUGUACUCCUGGAGACGGUCAAAAGUGUUAUUACCUGUGCUAAGGUUAACAGAACAACUUGGAAUGAUAGAUUUUCAGAUGUCUAUGCAUUGUGUGUAGCUUGUCCAGAACCACUUAGUGACAGACUUUAUGUAGAAACAAAACAAUUCUUAGAAAACCAUGUACAAGAACUUUACCAGAAUGUUAUUCAACAUGGUGAUGAAAGUUAUUUAAGCCAAUACCAUAAAUACUGGGAGGAGUAUAGUAGAGGCUCAAGUUUCCUAAAUCUUUUGUAUGGAUAUUUGAAUACUACAUUUAUAAAGAAACAGAAAUAUAGUGAAGCAGAUCUCAGUUAUGGAGGAUUCUCUGUAGAGUCAGCUGAUCAGAAGUUAGAAAUAGGAGAGCUUGCCCUAGAUACCUGGAAAAGAUUUAUGGUAGAGCCUCUGAAGGACCCAAUAGUGAAACUUUUGUUAGCAGACAUUAAAAACGACAGAUUGAGCAGUACUGUUCAUCAAACAGUUCUCCAUGGUGUUAUAAAUUCAUUUGUCAAUGUGGAGGAAUAUAAAAAGAAACAUCCAUUACAACUUUAUGAAGAAGUGUUUGAAGCUCCAUUCAAGUUAGAAACUGGAGAUUUUUACAGAGUAGAGGCAGCUAAACUCAAAGAUGAAUGCAACUGUUCAGAAUUCAUGGAAAAGGUUAUUAUAAAAUUAGACAAUGAAGAUUUUAGGAGUAGGAAAUUUUUACAUCCCAGCUCGUACAGCAAAGUAACACAUGAAUGUCAACAGAGAAUGGUGGCUGAUCAUCUACAGUUCUUACAUGGAGAGUGUCGAGAAAUGGUCAGGGUAGAAAAAAGAAAAGAUUUAUCAAACAUGUACCAAUUGUUGAAACCAAUACAUGGAGGCCUUGGUGUACUGAUACAAGAGAUAGAAACACAUAUCAAAAACACAGGCUUAGAGGCUGUUAAAAAUCUUAAGGGAGAUAAUAUACCAGGACAAUUUGUAGAGUCUAUUUUAGAAGUCCAUGGUAAAUAUACAGAACUCAUCAAAGUUGUCUUUCAUGCAGACCAGCAAUUUGUUGGUGCUUUAGAUAAGGCUUGUGCUGCUGCUAUUAAUUAUAAACAGAAUCCUAGACAUGGUUGUAAAUCCCCAGAGCUGCUUUCAAGAUACUGUGAUAAUUUACUAAAGAAAAGUUCUAAAGGUAUAUCAGAGAAUGAAUUAGACGACAAACUAGCCAAUUGUAUAACUGUGUUCAAAUAUCUGGAUGAUAAAGAUGUUUUCCAAAGGUUUUAUUCUAAAAUGUUGGCCAAACGUUUGAUAUAUACACAAUCAGCAUCAAUGGAUGCAGAGGAAGCAAUGAUAAAUAAACUAAAGCAAGCCUGUGGUUAUGAAUUUACAAACAAACUCCAUAGGAUGUUUACAGAUAUGAAUAUAAGUACUGGUUUGAAUAAUGACUUCAGUGAUUUCCUUAAAAAGCAGAAUGUAUCAGAACUGGGAGUUAACUUUUCUAUAUCAGUGUUACAGGCUGGAGCAUGGCCAAUUGGACAGAGUAAUUUACCAACAUUUGCAAUACCUCAAGAGUUAGAAAAGAGUGUUAGAAUGUUUGAAACAUUUUAUAGUGGGAAAUUCAGUGGUAGAAAACUCACCUGGUUGCACAGUUUUUGUAAUGGUGAAUUGAAGUUUAAUCAUUUAAAAAGACCUUAUUUUGUGUCAAUGGGGACAUUUCAAAUGGCUAUCUUACUGUUAUUUAAUUCAUCAGACUCUUUAAAACUUAGUGAUAUAAUGGAACACACCAAAAUGUCAGAGGCCGAGCUCAAAAAACAAUUACAAACCUUAACAGAAACCAAAAUCGUAGUUUUAGAGGAUGAUGCCUCUCUUGAUAGUGCACUAACUUUGAAUUUAAAUUAUAACAAUAAACGUACGAAGUUCAAGAUAACUUCUGCAUCACAGAAAGAAACACCGCAGGAAAUAGAACAGACACAUAAUGCAGUAGAUGAAGACAGGAAAAUGUAUCUACAGGCAGCCAUUGUUAGAAUCAUGAAGGCACGAAAAAUAUUAAAACACACCAUGUUAAUACAAGAGGUAAUCAGUCAAGCCCGAGCCAGAUUUUCUCCUAAUAUACCCAUGAUCAAAAAGUGUAUAGAAGCAUUAAUUGACAAACAGUAUUUAGAAAGAACUAGCAAUUCUACAGAUGAAUAUAGUUAUGUAGCAUAGCAGGUCUUGUGAAGACAUCGUUUGAUUGUCAGCUGAUUCAAAAUAGUGAUAUUACAAGGGGGAAUAACUGGACAAAAUGAAAGCUAGUGUUUCAAUGCAGCCACAGUGAAUCUAGUAUCUAUGGUCCGCUGUAUAAAAGUAUUGUGUCAGCUGCAGUUUAUUUUAAUAUGAUUUUUUGUUACAACAUUUGAUAAUUAUGAAUAUAACAGGAAUAUCUUUUGAUUAGUCAUUAUUUAUAUCCUUCAGAUAAUGGAGCCUUCAUAAAAACAUUGAAAACAGUAUGAUCUGAAAAUUACAAGCUUGUGGCAUAAUCCUUUAAUAUUAAGUGGUAAUUUUUCUAUUAAGUAUAAGUUAUCUGGUAGAUAACAGAAUGACCUAGGUCGAACAAAAACUUAUCUUGUAAUAUGUUUAAUAAUUUUAACCCUUUGUGGUCAGCAAUUCUGAUUAAAUUUAGAUAAAUAUGAUUUUGUGAAUGUGAUUAUAGUUUAUUAUUAUGUGAAGUAAGAACUGACUAUGCUGAGUCAAAU
Mytilus trossulus (common blue mussel) is the source of this 2868-nucleotide messenger RNA. RefSeq names its product cullin-2-like. Gene Ontology annotation, molecular function: protein-macromolecule adaptor activity; ubiquitin protein ligase binding. Gene Ontology annotation, cellular component: SCF ubiquitin ligase complex; Cul2-RING ubiquitin ligase complex. The transcript has 18 exons. NCBI's taxonomy places the organism in Eukaryota, Metazoa, Mollusca, Bivalvia, Mytilida, Mytilidae. The record is from RefSeq and is a predicted model, not a curated record. Gene Ontology annotation, biological process: protein ubiquitination; SCF-dependent proteasomal ubiquitin-dependent protein catabolic process. The coding region runs from base 110 to 2341 and encodes 743 amino acids.